CUUUUUGAUAUUCUCCUCUAUAUUUCAGUUGUUUUAGGAAACGUGACAACUCUAUUUAUAAGCAGAUAGUUUUUUAAUUCAUCUAUCGGAGUUUGGAGUUUGUAUUUCGAGUUUAGAGGGAAGGUCAAGUAUUGCGCUAGAUCUUUCGGGUUGUUGUCCGGACGCUAGCAGAUGGCGCUGAACGCAGAAAGCAGCUUAUCACAUAAUACAGGUGUUAAAACUUUAUAUGAAUCAGACUUGGAAGAUGAAAACUACUCAUCUGUGGAGAGUUAUGGCAUUAGAGAACGCAGGCGUAAGCUGCACACUGAAGCGGAGCAGCGUCGUCGAAAUGCUAUAAAGAGGGGUUUUGAAGGGUUGUUAGAGCUCGUCCAUCCAAUGAAAAACGAAUCACCCUCUCCGUCCGUUAGGAUGAGUAAAUCGAGCAUAUUACAUAAAGCUAUCUAUAUGAUUGAAAGGCUUGGAAGGCAAAAGCACCAGAAAUUGUCAGAAGUCGAAAGUCUAGAAAAGGAGGUUAAAGCUCUUCGAAUACUAUGCUUGAAUUAUGAGAAAAUAGUUCAAAACAGUCCGAAUUACGAAUGUAGAUCAGUCGAGCCGAUUCCAGAUGAUACAAAACUAGAAGUGUUUCGAGUGUUUUUUGACGCCAUGUUCCGUUCAUUUGACAAUUAUAUUGUAUUCAAUUCUUUUACUGACCUCUCAGCAUCAGUGAUAAAAUGGGUUGAAGAGAGCUGUAAACCUGAAAAAAUGGCAUUCCUCAUGGAUUCUGUUCUAACUAAUAUUUUUAACCAGAAUACUGAAAUGCCUUCCGUUAGCAGUCGAAAAUUACACUGUGAUACUUUACCAAUUUAUACAGACUGUAGUACCAAUGAUAGUCAAAAUCCUUCUGAAUCUAUCGGAUCCAUACAUCCUUCAACAGAGUCAUUACUUCAAAUCAAUCCGUUAAUAGGUCAAUCUUCAGUUUACACUUAUUCAUCUAAUAAUCUACCAACACUUACAAUUGCACCGACUACAAAUAUUAAUAAUUCCACAGUUAGUACUGAAAAACGUACUCAACUUAAUCCAAAAUUUCCUAUAAUUUCUCAAGGUAAUUCCCAUUCGAAUAAAUUAAAUAUUGUCCGAUAUCCACCGCCACCUCCACUAGUACCAGGGUCUGUUACUACUCAUCCACAAGUCAGUCUUAUCGAUGUGAACUUUCAACAAUGUGAACAGCCAUCAGAAGAUAUACGUGAAGGUGAUAAUGCAUUUUAUAAUUUUAAUUCAAUGAUUCCUAAGAAUGUUAAUUCUACAUUAGUAGUUAUUGAUCAGUCAUCUUUACUCACUGAUGAUCAAGUUAAACAUGACAUUAAAUCAACAUCAUCGUCAUCAUCAUCAUCAUCACCUCAUACAAUAAACUCUUCUUGCAACUUAAUCAUGAAUGAGAUGAAUUUACCUAGAGAGCUGUCGUCAUUGCAUAAUUCUAGUCACGUUCAACAGUAUAAAGAGUUUAUUGACGAUUUAUUAUGAUUAAUUUUUUAAAAAAAAUACAAUCAUUAUAUUCUAUUUUUUCUAUUAAUUUCCAAUCGACUCAAGAGUUCUUUCACUGUCUUUAUUCUCCUUCAAAUGAAUCCGCACACUCACGCACACUAUUUAAUUCAAGAUUUAUACAUAUUUAGUUAUUGUGUAUUAAAUCUAUUUAUUUAUUUAUUUAUCUUGCUCAAUCUAUCCUCCACAUCCUAUUCUGUGAUAUUCACAGUGUAAACUCAAGUUUAAUCUCAGCUAAUUCUGAGAAUUAAAUCAAAAUUAUUGACUCAUUUAUUUAUUUAUUUAUUUAUUCAUUCACAUGCUUGGCUAUUGUAAUUCCUCUUCUAUCUUUAUUUUGUAAUCACAUGUAUUAUUAUUUUUAUUGUUAACAUUACAAUUUGACGGUUAUGUCUUCCAGCAUUGUUUUAUUCACAUGCUUAUUGAGCGUACAUCUGAAGAAAGACAAAUGACUGGAUAUCAUCAAUUCUACGUGUUUCUUUAGCGACUAUGUAUUCUUUAGCAGAGGUAUGUUGGAAGUUGUUUGUGAUGAAAUGAUGCCUGUGUUUUCUUCCCGGUUUAUCUUUGAUUUCUCCUUGUAGUUAACAACGAUUUUUAUUUGAUUAUCUAACCAAUCUUCCUUUCUAUCUUGAACUAUCAUUAUUUUAUGCUUUGUUUAUCUUCUUUUACCUCAAACGAUUAUUUGAAAUCUCAGUUAACUAAUAAUAUCAAAAGAGAAAGCACACGGAACUUGUGAACUAUGAUGUGUUGGUUGAGUUUUUUAUGGCAGAAAAUACACAUUCUGAGUUUUUUU
Schistosoma intercalatum is the source of this 2308-nucleotide messenger RNA. NCBI's taxonomy places the organism in Eukaryota, Metazoa, Platyhelminthes, Trematoda, Strigeidida, Schistosomatidae. The record is from the annotation of a GenBank genome assembly.